Molecule: messenger RNA, 1451 nt
Organism: Panicum virgatum (switchgrass)
Lineage: Eukaryota; Viridiplantae; Streptophyta; Magnoliopsida; Poales; Poaceae
Product: LOB domain-containing protein 6-like
Exons: 4
Coding region: 317-1126 (269 amino acids)
Source: RefSeq, a predicted model, not a curated record
UCAGGUCUCAGCAUAUAACACAAUUACAAACGCCUCACGGUCUCUCUCGUCACUUUCAUACCCAUCCAUUCUCUCUCUCUCUCCACAAAACAAACACCCGAAUAAUCAGCUACGGGGGCUGACCGGCUGAGACGAGGAGGAGAAAAGCAAAGCCCUGUUGCUAGGAACGAGGAGGAAGCUGUUGGGAAGUGAAGUGAGAGUAGAAGAGACGGAGGCGACGGCCGAGGAGGAAGGAUACUCGGAGCCUCGGAGGCGGGGACUCCGGCGGAGCGGCUUCCCGGCAUCGAAAGGGAAGGAAACAAGAGGGAGAUCGUCGAUGGCCGCCUCGUCGGCGUCGUCGGUGCCGCCGGCCUCCACGGGCUCCGUGAUCACCGUGGCCGGCGGCUCGGCCACCGGCGGCGCGGGCUCGCCGUGCGCCGCCUGCAAGUUCCUCCGGCGCAAGUGCCAGCCGGACUGCGUGUUCGCGCCCUAUUUCCCGCCGGACAAUCGGCAGAAGUUUGUGCACGUGCACCGCGUCUUCGGCGCCAGCAACGUGACCAAGAUCCUCAACGAGCUCCACCCCUACCAGCGCGAGGACGCCGUCAACUCGCUCGCCUACGAGGCCGACAUGCGCCUCCGCGACCCCGUCUAUGGCUGCGUCGGCGUCAUCUCCAUCCUCCAGCAUCGCCUCCGCCAGGUCCAGCAGGAGCUCGCCCGUGCAAGCUACGAGCUGUCCAAGUACCAGGCGGCGGCUGAAGCGGCGGCGGCGGCCUCCGUGGCCGUGGGAUCCAAUGGUGCGGCGGCGGCGGCGGGGAUGGCGGAUUUCGUCGGGAACCCAGUGCCCAACUGCACGCAGAACUUCAUCAACGGCCACUCCACGGCGGCGGCGAUCGGCGGGGCCGGCUUAUUCGCGCACCCCGACCACUUUGCCUCCGUGCAGAUGCUGGCAAGGAGCUACGAUGGAGAAGCUGCGGCCGCGAGGCUGGGUAUGAACGGAGGAGGCAGCGGCGGCGGCUACGGCUUCGGGUACUCAUCGGGCAUGGGCGCCGGGCAUGGUGUGGUGUCUGGCCUCGGGCAGGUCGGCAGCGGGCAGUUCUUGAAGCCCGGCACGGCCGGAGGGGACGAGCAGCCCACCGCCGCGCAGUAGUGGAGCAUCUAGUCAGGCAAUUACUUAUGAAGCAAAGAUCCAGAUGCUAAGUUAACUACUUGAGGACGUGAAGACUAAAUUAAGUGCAAGAUAAAAAAAGUUCUAGCAUCCUUUAUAAUAGAGAUGGUAAAAAGAAAAGAAUCCUUUAUUUCGUAUUGUUUGUUCGAUUUGUUGAUGUGGUUCACAUAGUCAACUUGAACAGUGCUCCAUGUUUGUGAUUGUAUUGUGUUGUUACUUUAUUGCCUUUGAAUGUACUUGUACAUGGAGCUUUGGCAUUAAUCUAGUGAAAAUAAUAUAAAGUUAAGUUAUUUUAUGGAUAGUGAAA